Batrachochytrium dendrobatidis JAM81 is the source of this 1334-nucleotide messenger RNA. RefSeq lists its product as uncharacterized. The transcript has 11 exons. Gene Ontology annotation, molecular function: acyl-CoA dehydrogenase activity; flavin adenine dinucleotide binding. NCBI's taxonomy places the organism in Eukaryota, Fungi, Chytridiomycota, Chytridiomycetes, Rhizophydiales. Gene Ontology annotation, biological process: lipid metabolic process. The coding region runs from base 1 to 1236 and encodes 411 amino acids. Gene Ontology annotation, cellular component: mitochondrion. The record is from RefSeq and is a predicted model, not a curated record.
AUGCUAAGUCCCUUCAGAACUACAAUCAAAACAGGACAGCUAGUCCGAUCUGUUUUUUCACAGCAACGUCGUUCCAUGGCAUUGGCAUCAGUUGUGAAUUGGUCGAAUGGAUUGGGAGAAGAGACUAAAGAGUAUCAGUUGGUUGCAAGAAGCUUUGCGGACAAGGAGCUCGCACCCAACAUGACCCACUGGGAUGAAACAGAAACGUUUCCUAGGGAAGCAUUGUCCAAGGCAGCUCGUCUUGGGUUUGGAGCCAUCUACUGCAAGGACGAUUUUGGCGGUACUGGGCUGGGUCGUCUGGACUCUUCAGUUAUUUUUGAAGCCCUUUCAACUGGGUGUGUAAGCACUACUGCCUAUCUCAGCAUUCACAACAUGUGUGCAUGGAUGAUUGAUACUUUUGGAAACACUGCUCAGCGUGAAAAGUACAUGCCUUUGCUUGCAUCGAUGGAAAAACUGGCAUCGUAUUGUCUUACUGAGCCAGGUGCUGGAUCUGAUGCUGGAUCACUGGCUACAUCUGCUGUCAAAAAAGGUGAUCAUUACAUUCUGAAUGGAUCCAAAGCAUUCAUUUCUGGUGCUGGUGAUACCGAUGUCUAUGUCAUCAUGGCUCGUACUGGUGGCCCAGGACCAAAAGGAAUUUCUUGUUUUAUCGUUGAAAAAGGAACUCCUGGACUCAGUUUUGGAAAAAAGGAAAAAAAGGUUGGAUGGAACUCGCAGCCAACCAGAGCUGUUAUCCUCGAGGAUUGUGCAAUUCCUGCCGCCAAUCUUGUUGGAAAAGAAGGACAAGGUUUUGGCAUUGCUAUGCGUGGUCUCAAUGGUGGACGCAUUAAUAUCGCUUCGUGCAGUUUAGGUGGUGCACAAGCUGCAUUGGAAACCACUGUGGACUACGUCACUAUUCGCCAACAGUUCAACAAGCCUUUGUCUGCAAAUCAAACUGUCCAGUUUAAACUUGCAGAAAUGGCUACCUCACUGGAAUCCUCUCGUCUACUUGUUCGUGAAGCAGCGCGUCUCGUGGAUGAAAAUGCUGCAUCCGCACCAGCUUGGUGUGCCAUGGCUAAACUGCAUGCCACUGACAGCUGUUUCACGAUUGCCAACGAUGCACUUCAGCUUCAUGGCGGAUAUGGAUAUCUCAAAGAAUACAAGGUGCAGCAAUACGUUCGUGAUCUUCGCGUUCAUCAGAUUCUCGAAGGUACAAACCAGGUCAUGCGCCUCGUUAUAUCUCGUGAGCUACUAAAAUAGCCGCUCGACAAUGCAAAGCAACCAUGCCAUGAAUGAAGCAUUUCUACCAUUUUUUGAAUAAAGAAUAUGCUUAACGUUUCAUUGCUACUAUAAAACAA